Molecule: messenger RNA, 1658 nt
Organism: Notothenia coriiceps (black rockcod)
Lineage: Eukaryota; Metazoa; Chordata; Actinopteri; Perciformes; Nototheniidae
Gene: zranb1a
Product: zinc finger, RAN-binding domain containing 1a
Exons: 5
Coding region: 333-1643 (436 amino acids)
Biological process (GO): protein deubiquitination involved in ubiquitin-dependent protein catabolic process; cell migration; positive regulation of Wnt signaling pathway
Cellular component (GO): nucleus; cytoplasm
Molecular function (GO): cysteine-type deubiquitinase activity; K63-linked polyubiquitin modification-dependent protein binding
Source: RefSeq, a predicted model, not a curated record
CUAGCGUUUAUUUUGGCUCAGCUACUCAUUUGUCUCGCUGUCGACGCCAUUAAAUAACACGGAGGCUAUGUAAACCAUGGAGUGUCGCAUAUUUAUACCAUGAUUCAAGGAGUACAGAGGCUUUGCCAACGUGGGGUUUAUUCUGCGAGAGGUUAAUGUGUCUAUAAAGAUAAACAUGUGAGACACCGAAGAGGUCGAAAUAACUCGGUUUGGGAAAGGUUUGAUAGAGCUGGAGGAGGGGGACUGUACAUAGGGUUUGUUGUGGUUUUCAGUUUCAGCACUUCAGAAACAGGCGCAGCUGCGAAACGUUUAACCAUCCAAAGUGAUCAACAAUGACAGAACAGAAGAUAAAGUGGGCCUGUGACUACUGCACAUAUGAAAACUGGCCAUCUGCAGCCAAAUGCACCAUGUGCCGUGCACAUAAGUCAAGGGGUCCCAUCAUCACAGAGGAGCCUUACAAGAACACGCCUGAUCUGGACCCUAGUCCAGGAUGGGACCCUCCCAGAACUGAGAGUGGUAGCCACCUCCUCAUAUGUCCUGACUCCAGCGCUCGGCCAAGAGUCAGGACAGCCGGGAUGGCUGAGAUUGCCAACAAGUGGUCCUGCCAGAUGUGCACCUACCUGAACUGGCCCCGAGCGCUCCGCUGCACACAGUGCCUGUGUCAGCGGGCGAGGACCAGCAGCCCCACAGAGACCCCCCAGACUUCAGGCUCCAAUGCAGGCUGUCGUCCCGCUCUCCACUCCCCUGUGGAUCCCUGUGAGGAAUACAAUGACAGAAACAGACUCAACACUCAUCAGCAGCACUGGAUAUGUACAGCUUGCACUUACCAGAACUGGCCCACUACUGCAAAGUGUGUGGUGUGUGACAGCCCCAAGCCCAACAACCAGGAAGCCAUAGAGCUGGGCGAGACUGCAGAUCCAACACCUAUGAUCAAUAUCCAGGACAGGGCUCGGUGGAGGGGCAGCUGCAGUGGGGGCCAGGGCCAAAGGAGGUCCCCUCCUCUGCCCAAGAGGGAAGACAAUGUCAAAAUGGACUUCCAGAGGAUAGAGCUUGCAGCUGGAGCCAUGAGCAGCAGAGACGAGCAGGAGGUUGACUUCAAGAAGCUAAAGCAGAUUAGAAACCGAAUGAGGAAAACAGACUGGCUUUUCCUCAAUGCAUGCGCUGGCGUGGUGGAGGGAGACCUGGCAGCCAUAGAAGCCUACAAGUCGUCGGGCGGAGACAUCGCCCGGCAGCUCACUGCAGACGAGGUGCAGCUCCUCAACCGCUCCUCUGCCUUUGAUGUGGGCUUCACGCUGGUGCAUCUGGCCAUCCGCUUCCAGAGGCAGGACAUGCUCGCCAUCCUGCUCACAGAGGUGAACCAGCAGGCGGCGAAGUGCAUCCCGUCCAUGGUGUGUCCCGAGCUGACGGAGCAGAUCCGCAGGGAGAUCGCUGCCUCACUACAUCAACGCAAAGGAGACUUCGCCUGCUACUUCCUCACUGACCCCGUCACCUUCACCCUGCCUGCAGAUAUAGAAGACUUGCCGCCUGCUGUCCAGGAGAAGCUGUUUGAUGAGGUUUUGGAUCGAGAUGUGCAGAAAGGUACCAAAGAUUCUUUCAUUUUUAUAUCUGGUUUCCGUUUUUAUCCCCAAUCUGUAUUUAUUUAAAUUCAGGUCCAUGUG